UAAACCAAAAUUCUUCUUCUUCGUCGCCUCGAGAAAAUGGGAGAACUAUCGAAGAACUCCAUUCUCUUCUCCGAUCAACACCUUUGCCACGCCGAUAUCCUUCCUCCGUCAGAGGUUCGAGCUCGGAUCGAAGUUGCAAUCCUUAAUUUCCUGAAAAAUCUAAAUUCGUCGAAUCCGGAAGUAACAGAUCUACCUCUGAUUAGCAGGAAAAUGGGGAAUAGCAGAGUGCGUCGGGGAUUACUUACUGACGACUCGAAGAUUUUUCUUUCGCAUUCGUUUUCCACGAAAUCUUUGAUGAAUGAGAACACUGCUAAUUCAUUUAUUCGAGUGUGGAAGGUGAUGGAGAUGUGUUAUCAGAUACUGGUUCAAGAAAAGAAAGUUACUCAGAGGGAGUUAUUUUACAAAUUGCUAUGCGAUUCGCCUCAUUAUUUUACGUCUCAAUUACAGGUCAACCGAACAAUUCAAGAUUUGGUGGCAUUGGUUAGGUGCAGCCGAUAUAGCCUUGGCAUCAUGGCUUCGAGCAGAGGAGCAGUAGCUGGUCGUCUUUUGCUUCAGGAGCCGAACCAAGAGAUUGUGGACUGUUCUACUUGCGGGUCUUCUGGUUACGUAAUCUCCGGAGACUUAAAUUUGCUGGAAAAUUUGGUGAUGAAGAGUGAUGCUAGAUAUAUCAUUGUGGUCGAGAAGCACGCCAUAUUUCAGAGACUAGCUGAGGAUCGUGUAUUCAAUCAAAUCCCGUGUAUUCUCAUCACAGCCAAAGGCUAUCCAGAUAUUGGUACCAGGCUUCUUCUUCAUCGAAUGAGUCGAGAAUUUCCUGAGUUACCGAUUCUAGGGCUCGUUGACUGGUAUGAGUAACCAUUGAUCUACAUAACUGUUACUUACAAGUUUGGAAGUAUUGCAAUGGGGCUGGAGGCAUAUCGAUAUGCUUGCAAUGUGAAGUGGCUUGGAUUACGCAAGGAUGACAUCGAACAACUAGUACCCGAAGAAUCUUUGAUCCCUUUGAAGCCGCGGGAUCAUCAAAUUGCCAAAAGCUUGUCCUCCUCAGAGAUCUUGCAGGAUAAGUAUAAGGAAGAGCUGUCGUUCAUGGUACAAAGUGGUCAGAGAGCAGAAAUUGAAGCUCUGUACUUUCAUGGAUUUGAUUUCUUGGCCAAGUACAUAGGAAAGAAAAUUGUACAAGCUGAUUAUAUAUAAUUACGACGCUCGCUAGCUUCUCCUCAAAAGUGGUUUAUCCUAAUCACACCCGGCAAACUUCACAGGUAUAUCGCAUUUAUCCAAUACAAGUGAGUCACUGUAGAUUUUGUGUAAUUGUGCGUAAAUCUACAAUAAUAUGUUAUCCACGGCACCGUUGAAAACGAUACUUCUAAAAUUGUACAAAAUCAAAUUGUCACUCCUUUUAAAAGACCCUUACAAAGUCAACAUUUCGAAUACAUACAAAAUUCGGUUCGAGGAUCGUCAUUUGGAAUACAUAUUCCAAGCCAACUGUUAGACCGAAUUCACAAGCAAGUUUCGAGAACAGAUAUUGUAAAAAAUUCACCUACUAAUUGAGUCGCUCAAAAGCUUGAAUAUAUAUAUGUUUAAAAUUGAUCUAAAACAAUAGACCUAGUAGUACAAAAAAUUAUUACAGACAA
Molecule: messenger RNA, 1625 nt
Organism: Erythranthe guttata (spotted monkey flower)
Lineage: Eukaryota; Viridiplantae; Streptophyta; Magnoliopsida; Lamiales; Phrymaceae
Source: RefSeq, a predicted model, not a curated record